Messenger RNA from Sorex fumeus (smoky shrew), 1670 nucleotides. It is a transcript of the gene CMPK1, whose product is annotated as cytidine/uridine monophosphate kinase 1. The transcript is spliced from 6 exons. Gene Ontology annotation, molecular function: UMP kinase activity; ATP binding. Gene Ontology annotation, biological process: CDP biosynthetic process; 'de novo' pyrimidine nucleobase biosynthetic process; UDP biosynthetic process. Lineage: Eukaryota; Metazoa; Chordata; Mammalia; Eulipotyphla; Soricidae. Gene Ontology annotation, cellular component: cytoplasm; nucleus. The record is from RefSeq and is a predicted model, not a curated record. The coding region runs from base 92 to 682 and encodes 196 amino acids.
CCUGGGCCCGCGCUCCCCGCCGCUGCACGUCCUGGGCCCGCGCUCCCCGCCGCCCACCGGCCGGCCGUCUCGCCGCCGCCCUCCGCGCCUCAUGAAGCCGCUGGUCGUGUUCGUGCUCGGCGGCCCCGGGGCCGGCAAGGGGACCCAGUGCGCCCGCAUCGUCGAGAAAUAUGGGUACAUACACCUUUCUGCAGGAGAACUACUUCGGGAUGAAAGGAAGAACCCAGAAUCACAAUAUGGUGAACUCAUUGAAAAGUAUAUUAAAGAUGGAAAGAUUGUGCCAGUUGAGAUAACCAUCAGUUUAUUAAAGAGGGAAAUGGAUCAGACAAUGGCUGCCAAUGCUCAGAAGAAUAAAUUCUUGAUUGAUGGGUUUCCAAGAAAUCAAGACAACCUUCAAGGUUGGAAUAAGACCAUGGAUGGGAAGGCAGAUGUAGCAUUUGUUCUGUUUUUUGACUGUGAUAAUGAGAUUUGUAUUGAAAGAUGUCUUGAGAGGGGAAAGAGUAGUGGUAGAAGUGAUGACAACAGAGAGAGCUUGGAGAAGAGAAUUCAGACCUAUCUUCAAUCAACAAGGCCAAUUAUUGACUUAUAUGAAGAAAUGGGCAAAGUCAAGAAAAUAGAUGCUUCUAAAUCUGUUGAUGAAGUUUUUGAUGAAGUUGUGAAGAUUUUUGACAAAGAAGGCUAACUCUAAAUAUGUUAAAAAUUCUAGAAAUCAUGCUUGAAUAUUGCUUUGAUAGCUGCUAUUACAACCCCUUUCUAAGGCGAUUUUAAUAUUUCUUAAUUAUAUCUCAGUUAAUGGUGGGAAAAUAUGUAGUUCAGAUAAAUCACAUUUAAAAAAUUUUUUGAUCUCUGGAAUAGGCAGUGAAUUUGAGUCUGACUUCGUUUUAGCAAUGGUGCUCACAAAACAAAGAAGGAUAUCACCUAGUUGUUUGUUUUUUUAUUCAAAGAGAAUAUCCCUGUUAUAGUUUGUGCCUUCUGUGAGCAGAAUUUUUAGUAUGUGUACGCAUCCCUCUGGUUUAAGGAUUCCCCUUUCUCCUCUCUUGCAGGUUUUAAAUUUCCAACCUGUUAAGUGAAUUUGUGGACCAAAUUCCAAAGGAACAUUUUGUGUAGUCCUUGCAAUACGUGUUUGGUAAACAAAUAUAGAAAAUGAAUUCCUAGACAUGUUUUAGUAUUUAUGAAAUAACUGACCAUUUCCUAUAGGAAGAUAAGAAAAUUAGGCAUUGUUUUUCCACAACUUGUACAAAGUUGUGUGAGAGGGUGUGUUUUUCGCUUCCCAAGUAUUGGGACGGGGCAUUGGGUCAGAGUCUGGCAGAAUCGUCAGCUUAAUUCUGACAUAAAUCUGAGGGUAAGGGGCAAAGAGCUCUCUAAUGACAGUGCUCCUUACGCUCAUAUGUGGUGUUGUUGAUGAUUGGGCUGAUUAACAAAGUUCUUAGCGGGGGAACCUUGAAGAGCAUGUACUAGGUUUAUGCCAGAAUCAUUCAUUUAGUGUUUUGAUAACACUUCUUGGUUUCUUGUUUUCUAGACGAAAUAGAGGAUUAGUAAAAAGAAAUGUGAUGGUUCGUUUCCCGUUUGUAUUUUAUUUUCUUGGAUUUUUUCCCCAUAGUUACUUGUUUAAUAAGAUCUCAAAAUCAUUGCACUUUGGUAAUAAAUAAAUAUAUCUUAUAAAUGUUUGA